Microdochium trichocladiopsis is the source of this 888-nucleotide messenger RNA. RefSeq lists its product as uncharacterized. The record is from RefSeq and is a predicted model, not a curated record. Bases 269 to 796 code for a protein of 175 amino acids. The transcript has 2 exons. NCBI's taxonomy places the organism in Eukaryota, Fungi, Ascomycota, Sordariomycetes, Xylariales, Microdochiaceae.
GUGGUUUCAACAAGGCUUGGAGCCAAGAAUGAUUCUCUGCUCGAUUAAAGGCACUGACCAAGAGGGCUUGCGUCGAACCAUGCCCAUAUAAGAGACUGGUGAGUGGACAUCACAUCGUCAAGCAUGAGUUGCGUCGCGAUGAGCAUGCCUUGGCGUCCACGUUGUUCCUGAUGCCUCAUCGCGAGUGCCCUCGUCGAUGUUUCCUGCCAUGAGAAGUUAUUGUUAUGUCGUAUAAAGACGUGCGUAGUCCGUCUUAUCUUGUGAGGGCAUGAGGAACAGCAUAGACAAUCUCCACGGCCAGCACAUCUCCAUAUACCCCAGGCGUAUCCUGAAUCACCCUCCGUACCCGGAGAUAUUCCAUCAAACAGCCCACGCAUCCACUCUGUCAAGACGACAUCCGGGGUCUUACAGCCAUACUGUCUUCAAACUAGAAAAGGAACAAAAAUGGCAGCAGCAUCAGCAAGCAAAGCUCCGGCAGCACGUCCGGCAAUACCUCUGGCGGAGGAUCCGGAGGCCAGGGCGGAGGCGCCAUCCAUGCCGCCGGUGGCGACUACUACACGUAUCGAUGCCGCCACGAGUUACUUCCAUCACCGGCAGUGCACAGACAUGGUCCAAAUCUGGGGCUUUGCAUGAGCUGCGUGUGCCGUAUACAAGAACCACAGGCUGUAGGGCACGGCGCGGGCGAAUUAAACCGCUGGCUUUGCGGAAGAGGUGGCGCUCCCAUGUGCAGCGUAACCGGCGAUGCCACAGCGAUAGGGUGUAUGUGCGGGAUCAUGAUGGAAGAUUCGAGAUAUAAGGUGCUACAUCGGGUUACAUUGAGACUCUUGGCAUUUGAGCCGCUUUUUUCUCGGUCCAUUUAAACCAUUGAACACAAGACAUACUCAUUAG